AUGUUGCGCAGGAACGUUAGGUUAAGAAAAGAGUAUCUCUACAGGAAAAACUUGGAAGGUGAUGAGCGUAAGCUCUAUGAAAAGAAGCGCAAAAUAAGUGAAGCCCUCCAAGGUUCGACUGAUUCGUUAACACCAUCUUGUUUCCUGGUAACAAGACAUGAAAUUCAAAUCAAGAAAGAAAUGAGAAACAUGUCUGAGCAAUAUCCUCAUCUCAACUUUGAACACUUUACAACCCAGAUGGGUAAAAGAGUUAUGAACAUCUUAAAACACAUCUUCCCAGUUCCUAAACUCGAUUCAAAGCGCAUGGUUACUUUUUCUAAUGAAUCUGAUUACAUUUCACUCAGGAAUCAUGUGUAUGACAAAGGAGGAGGCCCAAAAUCGAUUGAGCUAAAAGAAAUUGGUCCUCGGUUUGAGUUGCGGCUCUACCAGGGCAUCCAAAAAUAUUGGACCGGCACUGCGAGUAAGGCUGAGCAUAGUUUGAUAGUUUGCUUGGAGACCUUACAAUCUCCAUAG
Messenger RNA from Eruca vesicaria subsp. sativa (arugula), 513 nucleotides. NCBI's taxonomy places the organism in Eukaryota, Viridiplantae, Streptophyta, Magnoliopsida, Brassicales, Brassicaceae. The record is from the annotation of a GenBank genome assembly.